Mesorhabditis belari is the source of this 264-nucleotide messenger RNA. The record is from the annotation of a GenBank genome assembly. Lineage: Eukaryota; Metazoa; Nematoda; Chromadorea; Rhabditida; Rhabditidae.
AUGAAGGAUCUGGAGCCGAUUUUUAAAUGCAAAAACGACGCCAUCGACGCUCAAGUGGAGAAGGCGUGCGGAAAAGUGGAGAUGAACGACGAGAAAGUCCCCUGCCAGGAAGUUGUCAAAAACACGAAAUGUCGAUCGAUUGAGUACGGGAAAGUGUGCAAGGUGGCUAAUAUCGAGCAGAUGACCGGCAAGCUGCUUAAUUUUUGGUCAAAGAUGCCUGAAUUCGCGAGAUGUGAGGCUGAGCUGGUCGCCGCUUUCCCCAAG